Linum trigynum is the source of this 6847-nucleotide messenger RNA. The record is from the annotation of a GenBank genome assembly. NCBI's taxonomy places the organism in Eukaryota, Viridiplantae, Streptophyta, Magnoliopsida, Malpighiales, Linaceae.
CCAUCGUCAUCAUCUUUUUCCCUUUCCGGGCCGAGAGCACAGACCGAGCAGAGGCGCACAGGGCAUCGCGAGGGGAAAUUCUCAAAGCUCAAAUCUUAAGCUUUAGCGAUCCAAAAAUUCCGUAAGUAACGCCUAAUUCAUCUAUACAUCGUGAUUUAUCGAUUUAGAUUUUUAAAACCAGUGUUCUGUUCAGGAAUUUAUUGAAUUCCCGAUAAACCAAAUUAGGGUUUCAGCGUAUCCGGAAGUCGGAUUGAGCUCAAAUUUCAUAUACGAGCUUCUUGCAGCGAGGUAAUCAAUCCUCUAAUUCUAAUCCUUGAAUUUCGGCAAUUAAUUAGGUCGGUGUCCAAAUCGCUGAAUUUAGCUCCGGCCAGGGUUUGAUGUGUUUCUAUCAAGAAUUUGAUCCGGAGCCUACUUAGGGUUUCAGAGUAUCCGGAAGCCGGAUUGAGCUCAAAUUUCAUAUACGAGCUUCUUGCAGCGAGGUAAUCAAUCCUCUAGUUCUAAUCCUUGAAUUUCGGCAAUUAAUUAGGUCGGUAUCCAAAUCGCUGAAUUUAGCUCUGGCUAGGGUUUGAUGUGUUUCUAUCAAGAAUUUGAUCCGGAGCCUAGAACUAAUAUUGACGGGGAUACUGCAGGGGAUAUUAGGACGGUCUCGGAUUUUAAUUCGGGGUUCAUUCGUGAAAUUGACGUUUUAGUACGGGAGGCUAGAACCGGUGUUUGAACGACCAGAACUAGUGAGGGAAUAGCACGGCAUACCGGGUUUGUCGUAUCAUGAUAAUUAUAUUGAUGCUUAGAAUUGACCUAGGUGAAUUAGAAUGACAUGAUUAGGGGUGUAUGGACUUUUAUGCUAUAUGAUGAACCAUGGAUUGUUGUAUGAUAUUAUUGACUUGCCCUAUCCGAUAUGGACCUUGUUUAUGUUGAUGAUUGCAUACAUGUUGCCAUUUGGGGCUUAAUCGUUGAUAUGAUUUCAUGGUUGUUCGAUCAGGUGUUUUGACAUGAUGUGAUAUUAUGGUUGUAUUUGGAUUCACAAGUGGGGGAAAUAAACUUCCCAGGGUGAUAUUAUGAUGUUUAAGGAGGAUGACUUGUACGAGGGUUUAUCCCGAGGAAGUGCAAUUAUACGACUCCUGAUUUACCUAUGUUGAGCCAAUUAUGGCCAGGUCAAGUUCAUGUGCAAGUAACGAAUUAUGAUUAAGCAAGAUGAGAUAUGGAUCAUGUGUAAGAUUACCAAAUAAGAGUGAUUUGGUCUCAUGGUCAAUUACAUAGUAAUUAGGGCUCCCCAUGCUAUUACUCCGUUAUGAUAUGUUAUGUCACACCCCUGAUGUGGUGUUGACCGUUGAUUCAUCAUGAGAUAUGACCACACCCAGAGUGGUGUUGAGUCCGAUAUGACCACACCCAGAGUGGUGUCAGGUCCGAUAUGACUACACCGGCAGUGGUGGGUUCGAUAUGACCACAUCCACGAGAUGUUUGGUCCAUAUUCCUGGGAGAGUAAUUAGCAUGGGAGUAGCCAGGCGCCUAUGAUUAAAACAUGAUAAGAUGCAUAUGCAUAAGUUAAGGUGGUUGAGUCUUUUGCCUAUUGGGAUAUGAGGAUGGCUGAGGUCCAAUCCUAGUGUUUUGGCUUGAUUGUUAGAUGUGUGAUAGGGGUAUACUCUGUUAUGAACUCACGAUGCUAUGAUUAUCUCACUCAGCUAUGAGCUGACCCUCUUUUAUUCUUCUUCUCUGCUUAUGCUAUGUGUAAGCAGAUCAUCAUCAGCAGCAGUAGAUAGGUGUAUAGGUGGAAGCUGAGCAAGAGUUGAAGGCAAGAUGAGGUAUGGUCUUCAACUAUUCUGUGCUUGGACUACUACUCGGGAUUUUGGCCAGUGAUCCACACCUUUUUGUAAAAAUGUUUUGAGAACGUUUUUCAUGUGCAUACUAGCUUCUGAUGUAGUAUGAGAUAUCCACAGGUGUGGAAAGUUGAUAUGUAUAUAUUUGUAUGGUUGUGUAAGUUGUGACGACUAUGACAUGUAUUAGUAAGGUAUGUAGUUGCGGAGUAUGAAACUGUGAUUAUGGCGAUGAAAAGCCAAUGCAUAUGGUUGUGAGUAUAUAUGUUUGUGAUGAAUUAUUUUGCAGGAUAAGUUGCAAGAACUGUUAGCCCAUUACGCGAGUAAUUCAUGUCGAAAUUUUAUUUGGGUAAAUUUUGAUAAUUAAUGUAACACCCGAGAUUAAUUUCGCUGCAAUUGUAUGAACAAUAUGAUUAGGCAAAACGUAUAGGGUAGGGUGUUACAGGCAGUAUCACUCUCUACUGUUGAAGCAGAAUAUAUGGCUGUUGGGAGUUGCUGUGCUCAAAUAAUGUGGAUGAAAGCACAAUUAUCAGACUAUGGCUUCAAAUUAAAAGAAAUCCAAGUGUGUUGUGACAAUACUAGUGCAAUAAGUAUUAAAAAAAAUCCAGUUCGACACUCAAGCACAAAGCACAUUGAAAUAAAGUAUCAUUUCAUGAGAGAACUUGUGCAAGCUGUUCAUAUUGAAUAACAAUUUGUGGCAAUUGAAUAUCAGUUGGCUGAUCUGCUAACAAAACCCUUGGCUAGUGAGCGCUUUCUUCAGCUCUGCACAUAAUUAGGCUUAAAAUCCUUAAGUCAGAUUACAAAUCUUCAAAGCUAAGUACCUCAUUGGGUUUCUAUCUUGCAUGCAUUGGUUCAGCAAAUCAUGAUUGUGAAUAUAUCAACCGAAAAUAAAAAUAAUCAAGAUGAUUGGUUCUUUACUUCUUAGUACUUUUUGCGUGUCUUGGUUUAACAAAAUAGACGCUCUUUUUCGGCUCAUGCCUGCCUCGACUAAUACGUGCAUGCCUUUUCUUAAUCAUUGUCCUUUUUAUCUUUGCCUGCGGGAAACUCUUCCUCUUCUCCUCUCUUUCACUUUUCUUCUCUAUUUAAGCUCCAUUAUCCAUCUCCCCUCUUUACAUUGCUCUACUCAAAACCAAAUCUUUCUUACCAAACACCGAGAGAAAACGCGAAAUAUCAGCCUCUGAAAACAUGAGUGAUCAUCUCCCACGCCCUCGCUUUGAUGGUCUAGUCCACACAUACUCUAGAUAUAUGUUCCAUGAGCCAUUAGUGGUCAACCAUCAUCGCUAUCUGCAUCAUUUUGACAAAAGAAGGCUGCAUCAUAUCACCCAACUCGAUCCUUACGAGUUCCACCUCUACAAGUAUGAUAUCAUCUCUCUUAUUGAGGGUCUCGACUGGGAUUUCCUUCUUCGCCAGCCAGAAUUCAAGGUUGAAGUGGAAUAUGGGAACUUCUCUACUAAGCCAACUGGGGGGUCAGAUGUCCCUAUCCCAGUGUCUUGGCUGCCUCCCCGACUGAGGAUAUUUCAUCAUAUUCUCACUCAUGUUCACUUCCCACAAUCCUUCAAUCAGGAUCGAGUUCUCCGCAUGGAUCUGUGGAUCAUUGCCAGUGCAACUGCAAGACGCAAGCUGGAUUACUCAAGCAUAGUGUUUGGCCAACUCCUUCCUGUUGGAGAUGAAAACUAUAGAGGGAUGGUGCCAUUUGGGUCCCUAAUCACUCGUUUACUGAUCAACCUCGGGGUAGAUCUUUCUGAGUUUCGUAGCAUUUCCUCUACCAUGUACAUCAGUGCACUAAAUGUACUGAUGGUGCUGGAUUUACCCACUGAAAUUUAUCCUCCUCCUCGUCCUUCUGCCUCUCUUCUCGGACCUCCUCCUAAGCCCUCUGCAGUCAAAAAGACAAAGUCAGUGGGAGAACCCAGCAAGACUGGAGAUCUGGUCUUCACCAUCUCUGAAGGAGAUUCUUCCUCUGAUGACUCUGCUACUACAACUCCUGCCUCCUCUCCUGCCUCUUAAUCUCCUGUCUGUCAUUCAGUUUUUAUGUUAUCCUGUUGGUAGGAUAUGUGCUUCUAGUUAGGGGGAAUCUAGUUAGGAUUCUAUUUUGGGGAUUCUGUUCAGAGGGAAUUCUGCUCAGGACUCAGGGAUCCUGUUAUUUUGUAUUGUUGUCCUUAUCAGGACAUGCCAUCUGCUGUACCCCUUUUUCUUAAUCAAUGAACUGCAUAUUUCCCUCGAGACUCUUGUACUGCUGUGCCUUUUUGUUCUGUCUUGCAAGGACUUCUCGGACGAAGGGGGAAAUUGUUGGCCCUGAAACGACGCGCUAUCCAUCAAAACGGAGCACUUCACAACGAUGUCGUUUCACGAACCUCGCAACGAUGUUGUUUUGCUACAUCGUCCAUCGAAGUCAAGAGAUCACUUCAAGAGAGGACUCCUCGAUUGAUGAUCUCCCUGUUUCCUUCUCUCAAUCGUCCUCUCUCAGCAGAAGCUUCAGCUUUCUCGAGCCUGCUCCACCUAGCACCGUCUCUAUGAUGAUGCAUGAUGAAGACUAUGGAAGGCUCAUGAUUACACUAUAAAUUGUAAGCCUUCUGCUCAGUAGCAAUUUGGCAGUCUGUAGUGAGAGCUUUUGGGUCUUAAAACUCUUUUACUUUGGGUCCAUGAAUGUAUUUGCUUCAGUAGAUUGAAUCACAGUGUAUGGGAGUGUACUGGUUGAUUCGAAUCUUGGGAAGUAGGAGUGUUGAGUGUUGUUUUUCUCAAAGGUUCAAGUCACUUCGCUUGGCUAGGGUUCACUGUGUAGUCUAAAUUCUAUUUGCAAAUCAAUAAAAUUAUUUCUCUUUUCUUUACAAGAAAUCAUCCAAGAAAGGAUACACUCAAAAUCUCCUGUUGAGUGCAUCUCAUAUUUUGAGUUUUCACCAACUCCUUCCCCAUUUCAAUUCUUUUCCAUCCCAGAUCAAUCCCUAAGAACAAGAUCAACCAAUCUUGUUUCUAACAAUAUGGUUGUUUUUCACUUGCUUCUAAAUUCUACCUUAGCCCACAAUAUGCCUAACUUUAGAACAUAACAUUAUUUGCGUGAUUAUGUCUACUAAUUUUCCUUGUAUGAAAGUUCCAGAAACUGUUAUUCCUUCACAACCUUCAUGUUUGACUUCUUCUCCUCAACCUCCACUUGACUUCACAUUAGAAACUUAAUGUCUAUUGUGAUUUAGAUAUUACUUCCUCUCCACUUCUACCUUUGUAUAUUGUGAUAAUAUUUAUGCCAUUAAGUUAAUUGAUAAUCCAAUUAAUUAAAAGCCUACUGCAUAUGUCGAAAUUGCAAGUUGCACACUACAAGAAAACAUGGCUAUUGAAGCAAAUAAGUAGAGGCAGUUACAGUAAUAGUCUCGAUAGCUAAACUUUGGCAACAAAUAAAUUAUUUGUCUCUCUAUGUCAUAUCAUUUGUCUCUAUUGCAUAAUCUUUAUUUAUAAUUUAUAGGAAAUAAAUUGAAAAAAAUAGCUUUAGAGACAAAUAUAAUAUUUGCUACUAUAUAGUACGUUACUCGAACUAUAAAGAAUCUACUAUAGAUGCAAAUCUAAGUGCUUGUAAUGCUUUGCGAAAGAGAGGCAGAGGGCGGGAUUGAAAUAUUCCAAUUGAACAGUGAAUCACAAUGCGGAGAGCGGGACUUGAAAAUUAUAAACAAAGAGUGGGUAGACGGCCGGGCGGGAUUGAAAUAUUUGAAGUGCCAAAGUUUUGCUUCUUCCAAAAGGUAAACUGUGAAGCCACGUUUAUUUACCCUAAUAGUAGUUUAAAAAAUAUAAUAGUAAUAAAGAGAGAGUCCCUUCAUCUUCAUACUCUCUUCACUACUUAUCCUCUUCCCCGGCGGCCGGCUCCAACAAUGGAUCUCAUGGAGAUGCCAGCGGAGACUAGAAGAAGCUCAAUGUCUAGUACUGGAGGUGGGAAUUGAAGGCCGAUGAACAACCAACGGAUAUGCAUGCCGAUGAGGUAGCAGAAGCAUAACAAUGGUGGUUGUGGCAGAGGCAUCGUGAUGAGCCGACCAGGAUAAAGCGAUGGAGUCUCGCAAGUCAUAACACAAUACUUCAGAGUGCAGAUCGACAAUGACCGCGGUACGUAUUUGGGUAAAAUCAAAUCAGAAUAUUGAGCCUCCUCCUGUAUUGGUGUUUAGGGUUUCUAAUUCCGUCUUUUGGGCGUUUGCUUAUUUCUAGCAUCUUAUGCAAUUUUUAAGGCACGCAGACAUUAGCAUGCUUGGCUCUGGAGACUGGAAUGCUGAAAAUUGAUGAUUUGUCUUUGGAUUUAUAUCAAAAUUUCACUUAACAGUGUGAAUGAUUGAUUGCUUAAAGGUGUUGAGUAGUGACAAUUAAUAAUUUGGAGAUCUCUUCCCAUACGAGUAGGGUUUGUUCUUUCUUUCAAAAAGUAUCCAAUUAAAUCAUGAUUGGUAAGUUCCCUUCUACAAUGGAAUAUAUAGCGUUUUGGGUUCAUUUUCUUGCUUGGUAAUUUAUGGUCUCACGCUCGUGAUUGUCCGUAGAUAUUAAAACUUGAUUGAAUAUAUUAAUUUGGUUUCUUGAUUUUAAGCUACUUGUUCUUUUUGUCCUUGCAGGUUUUGAUUUUCGAGCUUUUCAAAUCUGAUCGAGAUAAUAGUGAUGCUCAAUGAUGAUUGGUGGUGACUAUAGGUGUCAAUCGGGCGGGUUCGGGCGGGUUCGGGUCGGGUUCAGUCGGGUCGCGGGUUAAUCGGGUUGCGGGUCAAACGGGUUGCGGGUUAAUCGGGUUGCUGGUCAAACGGGUUGCGGGUCAAACGGGUUGCGGGUCAAUCGGGUUGCGGGUUGAUCGGGUUCGGGUUGAUCGGGUUGCGGAUCAGUCGGGUUAUGGGUUGAUCGGGUUGCGGAUCAAUCGGGUUCAGGUUGAUCGGAUUGCAGGUUACAACAGGUCGGGUUGCGGGUAGUUCGGUCCACACCAUCGAGUUUUUUUAUAAUUAGUUAUUACACUAUUUUUUUUUAGGGAGUUAUUACACUAAUUUAAAACAAACUCACCGAUCACCAUAUUGCAAUGAAUAAAACAUGAAUGU